Molecule: messenger RNA, 876 nt
Organism: Osmerus eperlanus (European smelt)
Lineage: Eukaryota; Metazoa; Chordata; Actinopteri; Osmeriformes; Osmeridae
Gene: rnd1b
Product: Rho family GTPase 1b
Exons: 5
Coding region: 138-836 (232 amino acids)
Biological process (GO): small GTPase-mediated signal transduction
Cellular component (GO): cytosol
Molecular function (GO): GTPase activity; protein kinase binding; GTP binding
Source: RefSeq, a predicted model, not a curated record
AAUUCAAUCAUAUCAACUGCGGACAUCCUUCGUGGCUUACAAGACGGAGCGGCACACCGAACAUAGGAAAUUUACUUGUGUUUCUCAACGUUUUUACGCUUUCUUUUAAGCCUUUCUUUUUGCCUUUUGGUAUUACAAUGAAGGAAAGAAGAAAUACACAACCGUCGGUGGUUAGAUGUAAAUUGGUUCUUGUAGGAGAUGUUCAAUGCGGAAAAACGGCAAUGUUGCAAGUCCUGGCAAAAGACUGUUAUCCAGAGACCUACGUGCCGACGGUGUUUGAGAACUACACAGCCUGUCUGGAGCUUGAGGAGCACCGCGUGGAGCUCAGCCUGUGGGACACGUCAGGUUCACCGUACUACGACAACGUCAGACCCCUAUGCUACAGCGACUCGGACGCUGUCCUGCUCUGUUUCGACAUCAGUCGCCCAGACAUCGUCGACAGCGGCCUGAAGAAGUGGAAGGCUGAGAUACUGGACUUCUGCCCCAGCACACGCAUCCUCCUCAUUGGCUGUAAGACCGACCUGCGCACUGACGUGUGCACACUUAUGGAGCUGUCCAAUCAGAAACAGACGCCCAUCACCCAUGAGCAGGGCUCAGCCAUGGCCAAGCAGCUGGGAGCUGAGGCCUACCUGGAGUGUUCGGCCUUCACCUCCGAGAAGAGCAUCCACAGCGUGUUCCGCACCGCCGCCCUGGCGUGCAUCAACAAGCUGCGGCCGCUGGCCAAGCCGAGCCCCACCCGCCGCCUGUCCAAGAGACUCCUCCACCUGCCCAGCCGCUCCGAGCUGCUGUCCUCCACCUUCAAGAAGGAGAAGGCAAAGAGCUGCUCCGUCAUGUGAGUGGAGGUCCCCCCCCCCGUCCCCCCCCGUCGGGACGGAG